Molecule: messenger RNA, 3059 nt
Organism: Pseudo-nitzschia multistriata
Lineage: Eukaryota; Bacillariophyta; Bacillariophyceae; Bacillariales; Bacillariaceae
Source: the annotation of a GenBank genome assembly
CUGAAGUUUUUCGUUUGAUGGCGCGCGCUUCACCAUGUCACCAUGCGACGCCUCACAACCAAGAAGUAGCAUUUGAUGCCACAUCAAAAUCGUAGAAAAUAAUCCGAAAUUUGCGAAGAAACUUUAAAGUGAGAUUAAAAUCUUUCUACUCGCGCCGAUUCCUGGUGCCUUGCUUCAAUCUUAUAACGCGGAUUCGACGCCACUGUUGACAUACAAUUGACAUUCAAUUCGCACCCAGAAAGCAUUGCAGAUCUGAAGUGAAAAGACCAUUUUUGGUAAUGAAGAAAUCCGAUAAGGGCGGACGGCUGCAUGGAGGGMACCGAAAAAAGCAUCAUCAGCAGAGACAUGCGAAACCAGGUUUUUCGCAGAAGCACUCAAUGCCCUCUGUGCCCUCGUCAAAGCGGCAAAAAGUAGACCAGGUUGACCAUUCGGACAAGAAAAAGAAAAAGCCUCGGGGACCCCCAUCCGAAGAAGUUCUGAAGCUGUCAGACCAAUUGAAAAAAUUAUCCCGUGAAAAGAAGCUAGACGAGGCACUCGCGGUCUUCUGGGAUAGUUCGAACAGCAAGAUCCGAGAUGGUCAUCAUGCCUGUAUUAUGGUCGAUAUGUCAGCACGAUGCGGGAAAAUUUCGGUGCGUCAUUUCACGUUACUUGCGACGAUGAAUCUCUACACCUACCAAAUUAUUUGUUUUAUUAUUCCAGUGAGAUAAUUGRUCUGACAAUUUUUCAYCGACUCACCCCUCAAAUCCACCUCGUUGCUGAUACUUUUGAAAAGGUGGGAGAGAACCUAUUGGAAAAGGUAACAAAAGAAGGGAUGCAUAUUAGUGUUGAAACCAAAACAGCGUUGUUAAAAGUAAGUGAUGAGAAAGAAAUUAGAAGAAAUAAAUGGCUAAAAUCAUCGGAAUUUCUCACGACGGAGAUUCUAUUAACUUUUUUCUUGUUCAGGGGAUCUGUCACUCAGGAGAUAUAGCUAAAGCACACAAACUGUUUUCUUCGAUGUGUCUGUCCAAAGGUAAGAUAACUUUUUGACAUUUGACGUUGCCUUCGGCUAAAUUAUUCUGGAUUCGGAAAUGAUAACCUAAGUAUGCCUCUUUUUCCUAUUCGUUCUCGUCACGAAACGAAACAAAACAAAACAAAACGAAAGCAAAGAGCAAUUAUCCAAACGUUAGAACUCUGAAUACGCUUCUAAGAGGCUGCCUAUGGUCUGCUGUUACCACUAGUAAAGAAGGCACUAUAAUUGGUGGGGUAGUGACUGCAAAGACAGCUUGGGAAAAAUACAAGAGCUUGGACUUGGGCGAUCAAUCUAGCGCUCGGACGUUACCUUUCGAUGUAUCCUCGUUCGAGUAUUACAUCACUUUAUUAUGCCAAGCUUUACGAAUUAAUGAUGCGACAACGGUUGUUUCGGAAAUGAAAAUGGUUUUUGGCUUAUCGGAAGACAAAGAAGGAACUGUAUCUAGCGACGACCAAAGCCUCACUGAAGGCCUGGCGAUGGCGUAUUGUGCACUUGCUCGUGCAUAUACMAUUUUGAAUCAGAAGGAAGAAGCGGUGGAUGCAUGCAAMACAUCUCUAACUUAUGCAAAGGCAUCGAAGGAUGCUUUGAAAAGAGAUAGUUCCUUUUCGAGUAAGUAAUUCUGACCAUUGUUUGCCCUGAGGUCGCUGCUCUUUGUUGAUCGAUAGUCAGAUCUCACAUCUUCCCUGCCGGUUUGCAAUCUACUCGACAGGAAAACGGAGUUGGAAAGAAACCGAGAAAAGAGAAAAUGAUCGUCGAACAGAAUCCAACACUAUUUAUCGCAAUCAUCGCUUAUCGGAGGUUGAAAACGAAGCGAAAACUAUGUUAAAUAUUUGGCACGAUGUUGAUAUCGAUGGAAUAGAUAGUAAAAUUCUAUCGCGUGGAUUAGCGAGRCGUUUGAUUACUCGAUUAAUAUUUUUGUCAGGUGGCGGAACAACYGAUGCGCAAAACAAUUCUUCCGAAUCUAUUGAUAWAAAAGAUAAGGCAAAGAAAGAUCUAUCCAAAGAGGUGCAAAGAGAUCUGUURAAUUCUCUUUAUUAUAGUUACGGGCUUGCUCCGACUACGGUAAGSUUGGGAAUUUCUAUGGAUGAWAAUAUUCAAAUUUUGAAGAAAAAAGACUGCAAYAGAAUACUGGGAAGUGUUGGUUUGCAGGGUGGAAUUCUGAAAUCUGAUGGGACUCUCGACCUUCAUCGAAUAUUUUCAGCUGGYAUUGGCGUUUCAAAGCCCCAGAAGAAGCGAAAAAACAAAUCACGAAAAGUUGAAAUAGAACUCGGAGCUGGCUUUGGAGACUGGAUAGUGCGGAAGGCAAUCCAAGAYCCUUCAACGGAUUUUCUGGCUGUAGAACUCCGUGCMGAUAGAGUGGCACAAAUUUUUGCGAGAACCGCAGUUCUCAGCUCUGUCAAGCCUGUGGAUAAUCUUUGUGUGGUUGGCGCUGACAGUGGAAACUUGCUUUCGAAUCACAUAUCUGAUGAGUCCAUUGAUACAAUCUACGUAAACCACCCCGAGCCACCGACCCAAACAUUUGGUGCCGAAAAUGCAAAUCUYGUCUCAAUCAUGGAAGGUGGCCAGGAACCAGCUCAUAUGUUGAGUUCUACCGUGAUAAUUGCAGCAGCAAAAGCAUUGAAAAGAAAAUCUACUAGUAGAUUCGUGAUCGUAACUGACAACUACUGGUACGGAAGACUGAUAUGUGCAACGAUUGAAAAGGUCAUGCGCCAGAACUCCCAUCUCUUGUGUGCUAUGGAUCUGGCUAAGGUCGAUAACAAAGAUUCCUUCGUGAAAGUUGAAAUCGAUGCCGAAGGAAGCCAAGGUUCAGUAUUGAUGUUCGAAGGGAAACCAAAUGAAAGCAUUGGCUAUCCUUCCAGGUCAACAGAAGAAGGUGAAAGCUAUUUUGAUCGACUGUGGCGAGCUGGUGCUGGACGGCACGCCGAAACACAUGCACGCUAUAUUAUUGUUAUGAGCCCUAAUUGCAGCUAAAAUGRAGGUUUAAAAAGUGGAGAGAUCCAAUGCAAUACGUACUUCAUCAAUUUGUCUUCAUCUAGAUUACAAUCACAAA